This is a messenger RNA of Athalia rosae (coleseed sawfly), 8398 nucleotides long. It is a transcript of the gene sm, whose product is annotated as heterogeneous nuclear ribonucleoprotein L. The transcript has 10 exons. Lineage: Eukaryota; Metazoa; Arthropoda; Insecta; Hymenoptera; Athaliidae. Gene Ontology annotation, cellular component: nucleus. Gene Ontology annotation, molecular function: mRNA binding. The coding region runs from base 229 to 1677 and encodes 482 amino acids. The record is from RefSeq and is a predicted model, not a curated record. Gene Ontology annotation, biological process: regulation of RNA splicing; mRNA processing.
CUGCCCCCUAGGCUUCGGAAUUCUACCAGAAGCGCCUCUGAAGCUCAGUGAUCGGUUAGCCGUUGGCGGAGACGUCUUCAACCGUCCAUCGCGCCGGUAAUAGAGUGCAAAUUCAGCGCUUCUAGUGUGAUUUAUCUGUGUCGUUCGUAUCUUGAGCAAGGAGCAAAAAGUUGGCAAAUCCUUCAAAGACGGACCGUUCAAAAGAGGGAAAGAUACAAAAAAUUGGAUAUGGCUUUCAACGGGGAUGGACCCCACUCUAAACGGCAGCGUCUUGAGGAGUCGGGACACAGGAACCACGAAUACGGCGGCUACGGUGACGAACCGAGGAGAAAAAGGGAGGACAACAAACCUAAUCACGUACUACUAUUCACAGUGAUCAAUCCCGUAUACCCCAUCACUGUGGAAGUACUUCACACGAUAAGCGCACCCAGUGGACAAGUACAACGGAUCGUUAUAUUCAAGAAAAAUGGUGUCCAAGCGAUGGUUGAGUUCGACUCGGUUGAUUCAGCGACACGAGCAAAGGAGACGCUUCACGGUGCUGACAUUUAUUCGGGAUGUUGUACGCUCAAAAUCGACUUUGCAAAGCCUACCAAACUCAACGUGUACAAAAACGAUGCGGAAAGUUGGGAUUACACGACGCCCACGUUAGGCACCAGUGCCCACAAGAACGACACCGCAGGUAAUGGAAGGCCUGCGCCUCUCCUCGCUGAACCGAGAUAUGGUGCAGCUCCACAGCCGUAUGAUUUUGUUCUAGGAUCAACGCCGCAGGUCGCUUUCCCUCCGGGUGCGGCCCACGAUCGGUACGAAGAGGGUUUCAACGGACCCGCGACGUACCCCGAACCCUACGUCGAAAGAUACGGGCUCAAGAACGAAUUCGGAGGUCGAGAACCACUCCAUCCCACGCCAUCUCGUCCAGGGUACGUUCCCACUUUGGGACAGACACCACCUUCCACUACUCAGGGAUCCGUUAUGAUGGUUUACGGACUACAACCGGAUAAAGUCAACACGGACAAGCUGUUCAAUUUGUUCUGCCUCUACGGGAACGUGACCAAGGUGAAAUUUCUCAAGACUAAAGAAGGCUGCGCCAUGAUCCAGAUGGGCGACAGCAUAGCCGUUGACAGGUGUCUGCAAAAUUUGAAUAACGUCACAAUAGGUGCUGAGGGUAAACUUCAGCUUGGAUUUUCGAAACAAGCUUUUCUGUCGGAUGUUACAAACCCGUACAGUUUGCCGGAUAAAUCUGCGAGCUUCAAGGAUUUUACGGGGAGCAAGAACAACAGAUUUUUAAAUCCAGCGAUGGCUAAUAAAAAUAGAAUACAACCACCGUCUAAAAUAGUCCACUUCUUCAACACACCUCCAGAUCUAACGGAAGAAACUGUUAAUCGUGUUUUCAUGGAGCGUGGUAUAGAAACACCGACUACGGUGAAACUAUUUCCAUUAAAAUCCGAACGUUCCUCGUCCGGUCUAAUCGAAUUUAGUAGCGUCGGCGUUGCGGUAGCUGCGAUUAUGGAGUGCAAUCACACAGCCCUAGAAAACAGCAACGGAAAGUUCCCGUACAUAAUGAAGCUAUGUUUCUCGUCUUCUCGUACAAUUCCGACAAACUUUCCCCCGAGUAGCGGUGGAGUAGCGAGCAAUUCGUCUGGAAAUGGGCACCUCAAAAUGCAGCAGGAUUCCGAAUAGAACGGAAUAAACCAGGGCCAGCGUCAGCGCCAGCGCCAGCGCCCCUCUAUCGCCCUGCAUCCUCUAUGCGCCGCUCCAAUACCGGCUCUGCAUCCCGCAACUAUGGCUAUUUCACCUGUUCCCACCCCUUUACCACCCCCGUGUCUUCUUAUCGCUGCGCCAGCCCUGUACCCCGCCGUACCUCCUCCGCCUCCACCACUUCCUACGUAUUGGCCGUAUUGAAACUGAUUUUUAACACCAAUUCAAAUUGCGAUAAACUUGGGAAGCGGGUUUGGAAGUAUGUCGUUCUUUUAACUUCGAUGAAAAGUUGACGAGUGCAGAAUAGAGUUGUUCUGUAUAGUUUUUAAUUCAUAGAUUGAAAGCUGAAUAAAGAAAUUAAGUGAUUGAAUAACGAGGCGAACAUUUAGGUACAUAGAUCUUAAAAUCGGAUGUGCAUGUUGAUCAUUGAAAUUCGACUUCUCGUAGAGCUGGUAAUUUAUUGCGAUGUAACACAUAUCUUAAUGUAUUUAGGAAAAUAGUGAUUGCGAAUAAUAUUGCUACCACGUGCUUAUUAUAUCUAAGAUGAGAAUAUCAUUUAGGAAAAUUCGAAUUAGUGAAAAAUUUUUUUUUAAAUUAAAAAAAAAUAAAUAAGUAAAAACAAAACAUUAGGCAAAUUUUGAGAAUAACAUAUCAUCUUAACGAUAUGUAUUUUAUCUUAUCUCAUCUGCAACUGGUGUUUAGAAGAAAAAAAUAAUCAUAUCUACAUGGACAUAAAUAUAUAUACAUAUAUUUAAUUAUGGUCAAGUAAACACGCUUCCCUCGUUUACACCGUAAUAAUGAAAAAGAGAAAAAAAAUCAAAUCAUGUCUUAUACAUAGCGGUGUGGGAUUUAGGAAUCGACAUAAUGUGGAUUAAUAUGACUAAUUUCAACAUCCGACCAAUCGAAUAUUAUUUCCACAAGAGAAUAAUAAUAAAUAAUUCAGUAAUAAAGUGCGCUCGCAUCAUAACGGUGGGACCUGAACAAAAUAACAAAAAAAAAAAAAAGUAAUAAUGUUAAAAUAUAUCCGUCGAUUGAAGGGAUUGAAUUGGAAAAAAUUAGGGUUCGCAGCGUGUUUUUUUUUCUUUUCUUUCCUUUUCAUAUAAUCUAAACGCAUCUUGGAAUUCUUAUUUUACGUAGCCUGAAUAAUAAUAAUCAAAUGAAAAACAAAUAAGAUAACGUACGGUAUUGAUUUAGAUAUGAAGGAAAUCAAAUAAACAAUUGACGGGUGAUUAUUGUGAUGUUUGAAUUGUCAAAUCGUGGAAGUUGGGAAACAAGACUGCUGUUUAUUAGAAAUUGUCAUGUUUACCAGAAACUCACAUGUUCCUGAAGUAAUAAAAGAAGCAUCCUAAAAGGUUUAAUAUUUUCAAGGUCUACGACUCCAAUUGGCGUAUCCUUCGAAAGUUAUAAAAGAGACAGAAUGAGUAAAAUAUUUGAAAUAAUAAAUUGAUCCUGAUACAUCAAUUGCAUCAAAGGGCAAACUUUAUCAAUUGAAUUUCAUACAAUAUUAUCGAGAUCUACGUAUACACGUAUCGCAUAAUUAUCUAUUUAAUUGAUAUGUACACGUGUGCGUGUAGAAAAGUAUAUAAGGAAACAAUGAAAAAGAAAAAAAAAUCGAAACAAAAUACACAAGUGAAUGACACAAUACACUAGUGUCCCCCAGUAAUAUUUUGUCAGGCUGAGGGACGUUUUUAUAAUAAUAAUAAUAAUAAUAAUAAUAAUAAUAAUAAUAAUAAUAAUAAUAAUAAUAAUAAUAAUUCAAAAACAACAACAACAAUAAGAAUAAGAACAAUAAAUGUGGAGAAAUCAAUAAGAAGCAAGAAAAUAAUAAAAAUAAUAUAUAUAAUAUUACGUAUAUAUAUAUAUACACACACACUCAUAAAUAUCACGUGCGGCAAAGAGCCACAAGGGUUUCGAAGAAUUUUCAAAGCGAACCAAAUGACUAAUAAUUGAUAUAAACAUAGACUUGAGACUCGGCCAUACGUAAAUUAUAAGGGGAAAAAGGGAUAUAACAUCCUUUCAAUAAGAUACGAGUAUUAUCCGUAAUUUUUGUCCAUUUAAUCGAGAGUGAACUAAGUAAAGUGAAGUAUAAUUUAAUUGAUUAAGUAAGAAAGUAAACGAAAUUUUUAAAAAUGAAAGGAUAAAUAUGAAACCAGGAGUUUAUAUUCGAGGCAAUAUUUGUAACAGUACAACUAUAGAGACUAAGUUGUACGUCAUUUUUUUUAAGGAUACCGAACCAAGUGAGGUAAGGAUCCGACAGUGACUGCUUAAAGCAAUCAUACGUGACACGUGUAAAUUAUACAUUCAUAUAUAAUUAUAUAUUAAUCCAUAGACGACGAUUCGAUAAGAGGCUUAUCUGUAUUAUCAUCAUCAUCAUCAUCAUCAUUAUCAUCAUCAUCAUUAUUAUUAUUAUUACUACUAUUAUUAAUGCAUUAUUAUUACUAUUUUUUUUUUGUAUUUCUGUUUCCGAUCACGCGAUGACAUAUUCUAUAUAUCGUUACAUAAAAAAUGUUUUUUUUGUGGAAAUGAGACCGUCCGGUACGAAAUUCCAUUCAAUUUUGACGGAACGAUAUAAAAUGAAUUCGGAGGAUAAUGUGUGGUUACUCCGGCCUAACAAUUACUUGACAAGAUUGUUUCGAUUCCUGUUAAUUAAUAUUAUUAUCAUAAUCAUCAUUAUUAUCCUUAUUAUUAAUAUAUCGUUAUCAUUAAUACCCGAUAGCCAGGUAGUAGGGCCGAUUAUGUAGUUUUCAUUGUUUUCCCAGUUAAAAAUUCUAUCUAAACUAUGCAUACAUAUAUAAGUGUAGAUAAUAUACUAUUUUAAUUCUUUUCAUAUCUCCUGACCUCUGAGGAGAUCGUUUCUUUCUUUGUUUAUUAAUACGAAGUCUACGUGUUAAUUAUUAUUUUCGUUAUUGAUAUCGUCAUCGAUUCUUAGGACCCAUUCUUUACCUUAUUACAAUCAUGUAACUCAACAAUCUUGGUCAUAACGUGAUUCGAAAUAUUAAGUUUUUACGAAAAGACAUAUGAUAAUAAUGUAAUUUGAUUAUGGUUGAAUAAUAGUACGUUAAACUUUUGAGUUUUACGUUUAGUGAUCAUCGGAUUUUAAGACCAAACUUAGUUUAAAAGUAAAACAAAAAAAAAAAAAAAAAAAAAAAAACGAAAGAUGAAGUGACGAAAAUACAAUUUUAAUAAGCCCAAGUUGCAUAUCAUUAUAAUAUGAAGAAAAAAACGGUUAGGUUUUCAUUAUUUUAAUUUUUCCCCCUCAACUUAUUUUUCCGUUUGUAGAUAUAUGUACGUGGGUAUGCGAUGCAUGAAUAAAACUAGGAAAUUGAAAAGAAAAGAUUUGGCGAAAUGAAACUAAAUAGAAAAAAACAAAUAUACAAAUACACGUACACCUACACGGUCUUUCGUGUCACUACAUCUCACAACGAACACAUUAUUAUAAGAAUUGAUUAACACACUGUUAAUAUACGGGGUAUUCAUACCAAUUGAUUAUAUUUCAAAGUCGUAUUUCGUUUUGGAUAAAAAACCAGGGGAUCGACUUGCGUUGUUCGUGUGCAUGAGCUGUUCUAUAAAAUAAUAAUAGUAAUAAUGGAUAUACAAGUAUAUUUUUCAAUUACAUGAAUCCAAUCGAUGAAAGAAAAUACCAAUGAAUCGGAUAUGAGUACCAUGUAUAAUAAAUUCACACAUGUACAACAAAUUCGAGGUUGUAAGAUAUGAAGGGAAGACAAAAAGGGAAAAAAACCAGACGAAAACAAUAGCAAAAAAAAAACCUAAUCUGUGUCGAUAAGUAAUUAUAUAUAUAUAAUUGUUUUCUUAUAUAUAUAAGAAAAAAAAUCUUGGUUUCACUCUCAACAACACAUAUCCCAUCUAUAUGUAUAUAUUUGCAAAAUAGAGAACGCAUGAUAAUACAAUUUAUUAAUUGAUAAUUUAAUUGUAAUCAUUAUUAUUUUUCAAUAUUAUUAUAAUUAUUUAUAGUUCCAAUUUUCUAAAAGUUGGGAUAUGAUAUAGAUAUAUGAAUAUAUAUAAAUAUACACAAAUAUAGUUACAACAAUUAUGAUAAGUAAUGAAUAUAUCAAAUGGAUUAGUUAGGGUAGAUAGAUCGUAGUUACAUAUCGUUAAUAUUAUUAUCAUUAUUAUUGAUGAAAUAAUAUUAAUAAUAAUAAUUAGUAUUGAUAUUAUUAAUAUUAUUAUCAUCAUAAUUAUUAAGUAUUGCAUAGAAAUGUUACGGCGGAUGCGUUUUGGUUCGUUUGAUAUAAAAAUGUGUAUAGAAUUAUUUAUCAUUAUAGUACAAUAAAUAUUGUAUAUAAUGAUUGAUAUCUAAAGUCGAAUUAACGAUAAUAAUUAUAGUAAUAAUGACGGAAACAACAUUAACAACAAUAAUGACGGUGAAAGCAAUAAGAGAAGAAGAAAAUGAUUACAAUAAACGUGAGCAGAACAAUAAGCAUAAAAGUGGGGUUUUUUUGUUUUUUUUCCCCUUCUUCUUAAUGUAAUACAAAAUAACACAAAGGAAGAAAAAAAACGAAUCGUAGAAGCUCGUGGAUUUGGCUUGCAUGAGUAUUAUAAUUUAUAAUCUGAUCAACAAUUUCUUUAAAAUGAUCGAUGAAGAUGAUAUAAUUUAUAGAAUAUUUUGUUAAUCGCUGUGGUAGCUAGUGUUCCGAAACCAAAAAUUGGUAAUUUUUUUGUUUUUUUUGUCACGUGAUGCUUGGUUUUUAGAAAUUUAAAUAACAACAUAUCUAUGCUUAGAUAUGAAAAAUUCUUCAAUUAGGUAUUAUUAAUUAUAUUAAAAUAAAUGGAGGAAGGGGAAAGGAAGAAAACUCUUAUAUUUGACUUUGGAAAUUCGAAUGGCAGUGUGAUGAUUAUAUAAUUGUUGAGGAAAAUUAGAGAAUGCAUGGCAAUAGUAAUACUAUUGUAUGACGAAGAAGAGAAGACAACAAGCCAAGACGCAGCAGCCUUUAGCAAAUUAUCCCAAGUAUUACCACUGACAUAAAUCCUUUGUCUGCUUCACAUAUCAGGUCCGUAGGUAUUCCACGCACCACACCGUGUCCAUAUCAAUGUUCAUAGCGUUUCCUUCCCGAUAUUUAAAAUACUAUUAGUGUAAUAUGUGGUAUAUUUUAUUCGUUAUUUCGAAAAAAGUAAGAAAAAAAAAACCAAAACAAAACAAUAUCCUAGAUAAUAUACUUAUACUAUACCCAUACAAUUACAGUAAUAACAGUAUCUAGUGAAUAGUGUAAUAUCCAAUACCUGUAAAUUAAGUCUAGUAUACCUAUACCAGUGUGGUCUCAUCCUAAUAUUCUAUCCAUCUCCGAACUCCUUCCCAAAUAUUUUUAAUUUUUGUUCCACUUUUUUUUUUUCCACAUUCUGUAUAUGUUGAUCCAGAUUUUAGUGUGGUCGGAAAUGUAAUUGGUAUGAGUGGUGGAAAGAACAAAAAUUAACAAUACUAAUGAUGAUAACAACAACAGUUAUAAUUAUCAUUGCUAUUAUUGUUAAUCUUAUUACGAUUGCUAUUAUUAAUUUUACCAUAGAUAUAUCUAUGAUUUUACUAUCAUCAUCACCAUUGUUAUUAUUAUUGUUAUCAUUAGUAAAAUAGAGGGUCUCUAUGCUCCGUCUUCCCAUCGCUGCGUCAAAAGACAACUUACAAUUAGAUGUACUAAGAUUUGUUGAUUGUAUACGUUACAUACUACAUGUAUAUAUAUACAAAAAGAUGACAAAAAAUGAAAUCAUAGUGGCUGUAAUUUCGGAGGAUUAAAACUUAAAUACCGUAUUAGUAAAGUAAUUUCAAUUCUAGAAAUGAAAAAAAAAGUAUAUACAUAAAUAUGAAAUACCUAGUUUUAGGGUAAGUUGAAAUCUUAACAUGAGUGAUUCAAAGUAAAAGAGAAGAAAAAGAAUAGACAAAACUCUGUUGUCGAUAGUUUGAAAACAAUUUUCCAGUUAUUGUACUUUAUAAUUUUCUGUUCAUUUCCUAUUAAUAAUACUACUACUAUUAUUAUUAUUUUUGUUGUUCUUAUUAUUGUCAUCAUUAUCUCAAUUUCAUUAUUAUUAUCCAUAUAGUCUCGGCUCUCUAUUAGUUAAUCUUGCAAUGAUAUUAUGAAAUGAUGAAUUGAUUUUAAUGAUAAUUAUGGUAGUUCCCCAAAAAUAAUUGAGAAAAAGAAGUUUAUUCGCAUUCAUUCCUUGUGAUGAUGACAGAAAUAAUGAAAAUAACUUUGAACGGUAAUUUGAAAUAUUUUAAUCUCUGAAAUAUCACGGCGUGUAUGAGAAACUAAUUAUAUCUAUAUAAUGUAUAUUAUAUAGGUAUGUAUAUGCGAUAUAAAUAACUAUUAACACACCGACACGAAACAUAAAACACAAUUUUACUAGAAAUGAAAGGAAAUAGAAAAUAAAUACAUUACAUAUACAAACAAAUAAUAAUAUGUAUAUUAUACUUAUGUGUCGUAUGCUCUAAUGUCGUUUGAAGAGUUAUUUGCGAGUCAAUUAUCUGUGCCUAGCAGCCCUGCGCACCCAACUACCAAAAUGUACUAACACUCACUAAGAGAGAGAAAAAAAAAAAUGGUUAACGAAAAAACCUAAUGACUAAAUGAAAAAGAUUCAAUAAAAAAGAAAAAAAAAAAUUACGGUGAGUGUGUCGAAAAAACUAAUCAUCCUUAUAUCAACGAAUUAGAACUGUGCGAAAUGAAUAAAAAGAAUAAUUUUGUGAUUAUUAUUAUUAUAA